CAGAUCAGUUUUGUAUCCAUUGAAUGUGCCACUACUUCAACCCCAGGUCAAACUACUGAUGUGGGUCUUCCAAGUGACGGCAUCUACUGUCCAGACGACAUUGUAAUAAAUGUUAUAGCCGUCAACUAUACAGUGCCAGAAGUUGGAGUCAACCAGACUCUCUCAUGUAAACCUCCUCCAAAUACUCUUUUUGCUGAAAACAACAUCACAACUGUAAUUUGUAGUUCGACUGAUCAUGUGGCAAAUAUUACAAUGGAAUUGUGUGAAUUUACAGUGACAGUGGAUACUAUUGCUCCAAACGCUAGUUUUGCCAACUGUCCUGCUGAUGUUUUAACAAAUGAUGCUGUCGUAACCUACACGGAACCAACUGCUUCAGACGGUGGAGUUGAUCUAAGUGUGUCAUGUGACCCUCCAUCAGGCUCCACCUUCACUGAAAAUAAAAAUACAACUGUGUUUUGUACAGCGACUGAUGCUGCAAGAAACGAGGCGGAAGAAUUUUGUGUGUUUUUAGUAACUGUUGAUACCAUUUCGCCAAAUGCUACUGUUGCCAACUGUCCUGCUGAUGUCUUAACAAAUGAUGCUGUCGUCAACUACACAGAACCAACUGCUUUAGACGGUGGAGUUGAUCUAAGUGUAUCAUGUGACCCUCCAUCAGGCUCCAACUUUGCUGAAAAUAUAAAUACAGCUGUAACAUGUACAGCGGCUGAUGCUGCAGGAAACGAGGCAGAAGAAUUUUGUGUGUUUUUAGUAACUGUUGAUACUAUUGCUCCAAAUGUGACUUUUGCAAACUGUCCUGUUGAUGUCUUAACAAAUGAUGCUAUCGUCAACUUCACGGAACCAACUGCUUCAGACGGUGGAGUUGAUUUAAGUGUGUCAUGUGACCCUCCAUCAGGCUCCAACUUCGCUGAAAAUACAAAUACAACUGUAACAUGUACAGCGACUGAUGCUGCAGGAAACGAGGCAGAAGAAUUUUGUGUGUUUUUAGUAACUGUUGAUACUAUUGCUCCAAAUGCGACUUUUGCCAACUGUCCUGCUGAUGUCUUAACAAAUGAUGCUGUCGUCUACUUCACGGAACCAACUGCUUCAGACGGUGGAGUUGAUUUAAGUGUGUCAUGUGACCCUCCAUCAGGCUCCAACUUCGCUGAAAAUACAAAUACAACUGUAACAUGUACAGCGACUGAUGCUGCAGGAAACGAGGCAGAAGAGUUUUGUGUGUUUUUAGUAACUGUUGAUACUAUUGCUCCAAAUGCGACUUUUGCAAACUGUCCUGCUGAUGUCUUAACAAAUGAUGCUGUCGUCAACUACACAGAACCAACUGCUUCAGAUGGUGGAGUUGAUUUACAGGUGUCUUGUGACCCUCCAUCAGGGUCCACCUUCGCUGAAAAUAUAAAAACAACUGUAACUUGUACAGCGACUGAUGCUGCAGGAAACGAGGCAGAAGAGUUUUGUGUGUUUUUAGUAACUGUUGAUACUAUUGCUCCAAAUGCGACUUUUGCAAACUGUCCUGUUGAUGUCUUAACAAAUGAUGCUAUCGUCAACUUCACGGAACCAACUGCUUCAGACGGUGGAGUUGAUUUAAGUGUGUCAUGUGACCCUCCAUCAGGCUCCAACUUCGCUGAAAAUACAAAUACAACUGUAACAUGUACAGCGACUGAUGCUGCAGGAAACGAGGCAGAAGAAUUUUGUGUGUUUUUAGUAACUGUUGAUACUAUUGCUCCAAAUGCGACUUUUGCCAACUGUCCUGUUGAUGUCUUAACAAAUGAUGCUAUCGUCAACUUCACGGAACCAACUGCUUCAGACGGUGGAGUUGAUUUAAGUGUGUCAUGUGACCCUCCAUCAGGCUCCAACUUCGCUGAAAAUACAAAUACAACUGUAACAUGUACAGCGACUGAUGCUGCAGGAAACGAGGCAGAAGAAUUUUGUGUGUUUUUAGUAACUGUUGAUACUAUUGCUCCAAAUGCGACUUUUGCCAACUGUCCUGCUGAUGUCUUAACAAAUGAUGCUGUCGUCAACUUCACGGAACCAACUGCUUCAGACGGUGGAGUUGAUCUAAAUGUGUCAUGUGACCCUCCAUCAGGCUCCACCUUCACUCAAAAUAAUACAAAUGUAACUUGUACAGCGACUGAUGCUGCAGGAAACGAGGCAGAAGAAUUUUGUGUGUUUUUAGUAACUGUUGAUGUCGUUCUGCCAUCUUUUACUUUCUGCCCUGAUGACAUUGACGGUUUCGCUGACAGCGGAACCAACUCGACCGUUGUAACCUGGCAAAAUCCCACCGCGACGGACAACUUGAUAGUUGAAGGAUUCCCAACGGUGACGUGCUCACCCAAAUCAGGAAGUAGAUUUGAGAUCGGUGAGACAGAGGUAUCGUGUAUCGCAUCUGACGCGGCUGGCAAUGAAGGGGACCAGGAUUGCAACAUUCUCAUCAUGGUAACAGAAUUGAGUGCGCCAGUCAUUGUCAAUAUCACCGAUGUCACAAAUGAGACGAUGUUGAUCACAUGGACUUCAAUGGAUGAAGUGGAAAGUUUCACGAUAGUUUAUGUUGGAGGGUCUGGAAACAAAGUGCCCUUACGUGUGAACGUCACCGGAGAGAAGACGAGUCACGUACUGACGGAGCUGCAGUCUGGCGAGACGUACUCAGUGACAGUUAUUGGUGAAAAGGGUCUAGCGCUCGCAGAGAGUGAACCAAGGACUGCUACCACAGAGCUUAAUGCACCAACGAUCACAAGGACUUCCUCCUCCCAGAUGACAUCGCUGGAAAUUGAGUGGAGUUCUCCGCCCAGAGACGUCGUGAGACAGUAUAGCAUCACUUACACUGGGAUGAAUGAAGAUCUUACGACAGUAUCCAAGAUGAAAGACGGUAAUUCAACGUCAACAAUGCUGGAAGGACUUCUGUCUGGUGAAACAUACGAGUUGACUGUCACAGCUUCCAGCGGAUCUUUGGAAGGAACAGAGGUAUCCGCGACAAGCGCCAAAAAGCAUGAGACAACAGUUCCGAGAAAUGUCACUUUAGAAGAAAGCGACUCCACAGUCAGCUCAGUUACAGUGCAGUGGUCACCGCCCACCGAACCUGAGUCUACUCUUACCCCAGUGAUAGAGUUCUACACCAUCCAUUGUUCAGACGGUCAAGCCAGCCCUGCGAAGGUUAACUUCACAAAGAGUGAGACCACUACAGCCUCGUGUGUCAAUCUGUCCAAUGCUGGGGCGGUGUACACAGUGACUGUAACAUCUCACAGCCAAGGGAAGGAGGCAUCAUCAAGUUUGAUGAUCAUUGCAUUACCAAAUGGUGUUGUGCUUAAGGAGACGCAACCCACGACGACGACAUCAGUAAGUGCUAUGUGGUCUAACCCCGACGGCAAGGCAGAUAGCUUUGAAAUUGAGUGUUCAUCGGGAGUACCAAAGCCACAGAGUAUACCAGUCGAUCCUACCGACUUGGAAAACGUGGCGUCCUGCGUUGAUCUUCCCUCCCCAGGAAAUGUGUACACCAUGACGGUGUUUGUGAAGAGUGGAGGGAGGAAGAAUAGCUCCACCCACAUCCAACUCAGGGCCUUACCUGAAUCUGUGGAAGGUCUAAGGGUGACGGACUUCACCAACUCACAAGCGAUGAUUUCAUGGAGAACCCCUGUGAAUUGCGCGAACUGCGUCUUCACUUCCUUCAAGGCGUUCCGUUCGGAUGAUUCAGGAGAGCCUCAGAUCAUCCCUUUUGUAACGGGACAGGCCGAGUACGAGACUCAAUUUGGUGGACUCGUUGCUGGGGCCGAGUACACAUUCACCGUGAUUUCGCAGAGUGGAGACAAAGAGGGCCAUGGGAGUAGUACUACACAACAAAUAAAGCCUUCCCCAGUGACUGCGUUUGAGACCCCCGUCGUCAGCGCCACAUCUAUACAAGUAUCAUGGCAAGAUGUCGAUGGAGUCAAAGAUGAGUACAUUCUCUCGAUCCAACCAGAAGACGGCACCCUUAAGAAACCCGGUCCCCUCGACACCACGGCAGUGUUCAACGAUCUUAAGCCUGUUACUUUGUACACAAUUACCGUGAUAACCCGCAGUGGGCAGCAACAGAGUGAUCCUUAUAUGGAGGAGAUCCAAACCGACCCAGAUAAAGCAGACCCACCAACUGAUAAACCUUCGAACCCAUCCAAACCAUCGACAACCUCCUUUGAGGUGGAGCUGUAUGAAAGCUAUUUCAGUCAGGUCAAUGGAGACAUACAGAACUAUACGGUCAUUGUGGCACAGCAAGCUACUACAAUCCCUUCAGUGCCAGACCCAGCAGCGACAUGGUCAGCUGCCCAGACUCGGACGCCUAUUCCUCCGUAUCAGGCCUUUGUUGCUCAGGCUUAUCCCUUUCCAGCUUCAGCUUUAUCUACUCGUAAAAAGCGGCAAGCAUCAUCCCCUGUGUCUAUUCAAAUCGGUGUUGGUGACUGCAGUCCAGGCGAUGAUGUGUACUGCAAUGGUCCUCUAAGAGAUGACACCAGCUACAUCUAUCUCUUCAGAGUCUGGAACAAAGCGGGAUAUACAGACAGUCCAUUCUCUCGGCCAAUCAGAACAGCAAAUGAUACCACGUUGGAGGUGGGUCUUGGUGUUGGGAUACCUCUCACUAUCCUCUUCAUUGUCUUCAUUGUGCUGCUUCUGCUCGUUAUAAAACGUAAACGUCAACUCCAGAGGGGAGCUUCAACCACUGCCUAUGCCAAUGAAGCUUUUGCAAAUGACGUGCAAGUGCCAUUACGUAAGAGGGGAAACUCGAGACCCAUACAACUGGAGAACUUCCCUGAGCAUUACCGCUCGAUGAAAGCAGACUCGGACUACCUCUUCUCAGAAGAGUAUGAUGAGCUUCGUCCAAUCGGCCGGGACCAGUCAACCGAAGCGGCACUUCUAGACGUGAAUCGCAGCAAGAAUCGAUUCGUAAACAUUCUUCCUUAUGACCACUCAAGAGUCAAGCUUAGCCAAGUGGAUGAUGAAGAAGGAUCAGACUACAUCAAUGCUAACUUCAUUCCUGGUUACAAUUCUCCCCGGGAAUUCAUCGCAUGCCAAGGACCGUUGCCAGGGACUGUAGAUGAUAUGUGGAGGCUAGUCUGGGAACAGCGUGUAUCCACUAUCGUCAUGGUAACUCAGCUGGUCGAAAAGGGCAGAGUGAAAUGUCACAGGUACUGGCCGGUUGAUGAUGAGCCGGUUUGUUACGGUGAGAUCUUUGUUACUCGUUUAUCUGAGAAAGUACUCAAACAAUGGACAGUCCGAGAAUUCGAACUACAAAAGGGUGAGAAGAGCCGUAAACUGCGUCAUUUCAACUUCACAGCCUGGCCCGAUCAUGGGGUGCCAGAAAGCAGUGAGGGCAUCCUCCGUUUUGUACGUAACGUUCGGAACCAGAUUCCAAAAAAUAGACGUCCAACGAUCGUCCACUGUAGUGCCGGAGUUGGAAGGACGGGGACAUUCCUCAGUCUUGACCGCAUUUCUCAACAUCUCAAGGAGAAUGAGUUUGUGGAUGUGUUUGGUAUUACGUCUGAAAUGCGCAUGCAUAGGAACUACAUGGUGCAGACAGAGAAACAAUAUAUCUUCAUCCACGACUGCAUAAUGCAUCUUCUACAAGGAAGAUCAACUAAUGGGGAAGCCCACUACGAGAAUAGGGUGUAAAGAACCUAGAGGUAUGUUUGCACUAAGCUAGCUAAUAAUGCUUACCCUCGAUUGGGAUUUACUGUUACUCAAAUCAGAGAUCUCUUUUGCCAUCAACCUAGAGGUAUGUCUGCACUAAGCUAGCUAAUAAUGCUUACCCUCGAUUGGGGUUUACUGUUACUCAAAUCAGAGAUCUCUUUUGCCAUCAACCUAGAGGUAUGUCUGCACUAAGCUAGCUAAUAAUGCUUACCCUCGAUUGGGGUUUACUGUUACUCAAAUCAGAGAUCUCUAAUAGGGGUUGGAAGUGUAAGAAGAUGAGAGGGAGAUAAUCUACGCAACUUGUGGAAGAGUUGAGCGACUAUGCAAGGUUAUUUUGAGGUGUUCCCGAGAUGACGAUCACUUAUGAAUGGAAACCUACAAUAUGUAGAGUACAAUCAAUUGUUGUGCGAAAUUGUUUGUAUCGCAAACCUUCGAAGUUGAUGCUAUUUUCUAUACUUUUCUAUGCUUUAUUAUUUUACAAGGUCUAUUGUGUUCUAAAGGAAUUAUUAAGUGAUUUUGAUUUUCUCUGAAAAGUCUGUCCUUACUUUCCGAGGCCAGCUACGCAACUUUGCUGAGUCGCACACACAAAUGUUAAGACGGUGAAAGAAAUGUUUCUGGCCAGAUAUGGUUGGCAACUUGUUCCCUGCAGAUUUUAUUGCUUAAACAGCUCUUUGAAAAAUUUGUCAAAAAUUGAGAAAAUCCACGAAACGUGUAUAAUGUGUGCUAACUCAUGAUCAAAAAUAAAAUCAUCUUGCAACUGUUUAGUUACAGUACUCGUGUUAAUAUUUAAGAAUUGUUGUUUAAUGUCAAAACUCUACUAUUUUAAUCGAAAAAAAAUUGCCAAAAAAAUGCCAAAAUAGUUUUGAAUUUCAGCUGCAACUAGCUAUGAUAUGAUAAUUUAAAUUGAUGUAUAUUCCUUAGAAAUCCA
This is a messenger RNA of Asterias rubens (European starfish), 6568 nucleotides long. RefSeq names its product tyrosine-protein phosphatase 10D-like. The transcript has 30 exons. Gene Ontology annotation, molecular function: protein tyrosine phosphatase activity; protein binding. Bases 253 to 5622 code for a protein of 1789 amino acids. The record is from RefSeq and is a predicted model, not a curated record. Lineage: Eukaryota; Metazoa; Echinodermata; Asteroidea; Forcipulatida; Asteriidae. Gene Ontology annotation, biological process: protein dephosphorylation.